AUGCAUAUUCAAAGUUUUAUCGACUUACGUCGGCAAAAGAGCGAAAAUCGUCUACUCAACGGCGAAGAUGGUCGUGGACGCAUCGUCAUCAAUGUUAGUGGGCGACGCUUUGAAACACACAAGUCAACUUUGGAAUUGUACCCAAAUACUUUAUUGGGAAAUACUAAAAAGCGAAAACGUUAUUAUGACAAAAAUACUAAUGAAUAUUUUUUCGAUCGUCAUCGUCUUUGUUUUGAAUCAAUCCUCUACUAUUAUCAGUCAAACGGACGUUUGAGGCGACCAGAAUUUGUGCCACUAGAUACAUUUCUGGAAGAAGUGACAUUUUAUGAAUUGGGUCAAGAAGCACUCAAACAAUUACGUCAGGAUGAAAACAUCAAAGAAAUACGAAAAAUUCAUUUGCCCCGAAAUCAUUUUCGUCGUCAUUUAUGGGCUAAUAUGGAAUAUCCACAAUUUUCAAUGUUAGCAAAAUUUAUUAAUAUUUUAUCGUUAAUUAUGAUAUUAUUAUCCUCCAUGGCGCUCGCUAUUGCCCCAUAUUAUAUUUCAUUAGUGAUAACAUUAAUCAGAAAACAAGAUGAAAUGCAUACGAAUACAUAUAUUGAACUGUUCAAAAUAUUACGUUUUGCACGAGUCUUCAAAUUAUAUCGUGUUUGCCGUGGUUUUAAAACAUUACGCGUCUUAGCAUCAACGUUCAAAGAAUCGUUGCCUGAUUUUGCUAUUAUGCUCACUUUUUUAACAUUACUUGCUUUUCUCUUUGGAGCUGCCUUAUACUUUGCUGAGAACCCACGAACUAGCAUGAUGUUUGACAGUACAUCAACAACAAUGUCCCCUACUGAGAACUCAUCAGAGAUGUUUGACAGUAUACCAACAGCAAUGUAUUGGGGAAUAAUUACAAUUACAUCGGUAGGUUACGGUGAUCUUUAUCCGAAAACAGCUAUUGGUCGUUGUAUUGCAUGCUUGUGUGCCGUGUUCGGAACUGCCGUCUUAGGAAUGUUGGCUUCCGUUUUAGUUGAUCGAUAUCAACGUGUUUAUACUCGAAAAUUGUAUUUGCAAAGUGAACAAAUCGACUUCGAUGAAUAUUCAGAUGAUGAAGAACAGAAUGAAAAAUAUCCGUCACAAUCACGUUUUGAUUGGAGAAAUGACAUGAAAAAGCAUGAAAAUGUUAUUCAAAAUUUAGAUCCACGAUUACAUGAGGUCGAUGAUGACGAAAACUUGCAUACCACUGUUACUGAUAAUGAGCUAACGAAAGAAGAAGAAGCGAUUCCAAGAACAAAUUCUAACGUUCGAUUUAUUAUCGGGUACGUGGACGAUAGUGAUGAAGACGAUACGCAAGAUUUACUUGAAAAAAUUGCUCAAAUGGUUAAUAGUCGAGCGAGACAAGACAGUUUAACCAUCAUUCAUGAAGAAACCGAAAAAAACAAUAGCAUGAAAUUUACUUUAUCACCUUGUAGCAUCGAGUCACAUCACGCUACAGAACCAACAACAUUUACAUCAACAUCAACAAAUGAUCAAUUAAAAACAGGUAAUGAAUUAUCGAGUAGUAAUUAUAGUCCAUCACUACGAACAAACGACUAUGUAAAAAGAACACCAAUACAUCACGGACCUAUGACAAGAAUUUAG
Messenger RNA from Didymodactylos carnosus, 1617 nucleotides. The record is from the annotation of a GenBank genome assembly. Lineage: Eukaryota; Metazoa; Rotifera; Eurotatoria; Philodinida; Philodinidae.